AGCGUAAGUUAACUGUGUUUUGAGCCAGAGCCAUAAUAAACAAACGAUGUAUAAGGAGGCAUUUGGAAUGACAGCCUGAACGCAACAAAAAGCCAAGUCUUAUGUCACUGGACACGCCACACAUCACGAUGUUUUAUGCCCAAAUCUUCACCUCCAAACGAAGCACAUUAGCCAAGAUAUGGCUGGCAGCCCACUGGGAGAAGAAAGUAACCAAAGCACACGUGUUUGAAUGCGACCUAGAGACCACCAUAAAGGAGAUCCUGUCGCCCCAGAUGAAAGUUGGUCUGCGAACUUCAGGGCACCUUCUUUUAGGAGUUGUCCGGAUAUACUCCAGGAAGACCAGAUACCUUCUCACAGACUGCAGUGAUGCAUUGGUCAAAAUUAAAGUGGCUUUCAGGCCAGGUGAAUGCAGCCUCGCCCCAGGACCCAUAAAGUGA
Sinocyclocheilus grahami is the source of this 437-nucleotide messenger RNA. RefSeq names its product double-strand-break repair protein rad21-like protein 1. NCBI's taxonomy places the organism in Eukaryota, Metazoa, Chordata, Actinopteri, Cypriniformes, Cyprinidae. The coding region runs from base 102 to 437 and encodes 111 amino acids. The record is from RefSeq and is a predicted model, not a curated record. The transcript is spliced from 4 exons. Gene Ontology annotation, biological process: sister chromatid cohesion; replication-born double-strand break repair via sister chromatid exchange. Gene Ontology annotation, molecular function: chromatin binding; protein binding. Gene Ontology annotation, cellular component: cohesin complex.